This is a messenger RNA of Clupea harengus (Atlantic herring), 1248 nucleotides long. RefSeq names its product stathmin domain containing 1 (gene stmnd1). The record is from RefSeq and is a predicted model, not a curated record. Lineage: Eukaryota; Metazoa; Chordata; Actinopteri; Clupeiformes; Clupeidae. Gene Ontology annotation, biological process: regulation of microtubule polymerization or depolymerization.
CGACGCCAGUGGAGCUAUUCAGGCUCGUGUAAAGAAAUGCAGCUGGAAUGAAAAGUUCAUUUUUGACUGGCUGCUGUAAAACAUAGUGCCCCAGUGCAGCGUUGACUUCUGUAACCCUAAUUAUGGGAUGCGCCGCAAGCUCCAAGAUAACUUUUGUUGAACCUGUCAAACCUUCAAACGAAAAUGAGCACAACUCCCUGGAGGUGCAGCGGUCAGGAGGGGGUGACCGGGGGGACUCGGCCGUGUCGAAGCACACCACGGACAGCGGACUGGGUCUGGAGGCUACCGAGGGCGUCAUCUUACCUGGGGCAGUGCCUAGACAGCUACCACCGCUGAGAGCCAGCAGCUUGGACCAGGCACAGGACAACAUACCCACACCCAGACAAGAGUCCAGUGAGAUUCUGAAGCAGCUGCUGUGUCAGGGCAUCAUUCCAGCCCAGGCCCGUGCAGCCAGCAGCGAAGAGGCUUACAGCAUCACGAUGGAGGACCCAGAGAAGCCCAUGAGGAGGCCCCCGCCCCGGCUGGAGAAGCUGAUGGGGAGGAAGGAGUCAGGGACGACCACGAAGGAGGACAUCGAAGAGAGGAUGAAUCAGGUAGAGGAGCGACGACAGGUCCAAGAGGAUGAGUUGAAGGUGCGGCUCAGGACUAAAUCAGCUCGUCCCCGUCAGGCUGCUUCUCAGGCGGAGGCCGAGGGCCAGACUGUGGUGGAGGAGCUUCAGUUAGAUGUCACCGAGGCCCCGCACAGUCCACCCAAGACCCCAGACCACCAGAACCACAUUGGCCCGCUCCAGGGCAGGUUAGAGGGUGGGAGAGAGGGGGAUGAAGAGAGAGGGAGCGAUGGGGUGACCGUGGCAAAUAAAGAUGGUGGAAGGAGAGAAGCCCCUUUGACAGAUUCUCUGAACAUGGAAAGUGACUCCACUUUUCAGCAAAUUGAAGACAUAGAGGAGAUAUUUUAACUGAAAAUCAAAAGCUGGGUUUGUUAUGUAGAUAAAUAAAUUGGGGAUAGUAGCAUUACCUUUUCUCGGCUAGUGAAAACAAUAUCAAUGACUAUGGAAUGUAUAGAUUUGAACUAUAUUUAAAAGCAAAUAUUAUACAGGUGUGAAGACAUGGUUGGAUAAGUAGAGAGAUUUUCUGAAUCCCUCUUUGGACUGCAGAUUUGCACAUACAAUGUGUUUGUGGAGGGGAAGAGAGAAAAGCUUUAUUUGUUGAUUUGUAUGGUUGCAGUUUAUGUUUUUUUUUUUUUUUUUU